This is a messenger RNA of Acytostelium subglobosum LB1, 456 nucleotides long. RefSeq lists its product as hypothetical. Gene Ontology annotation, cellular component: palmitoyltransferase complex. The transcript has 2 exons. The record is from RefSeq and is a predicted model, not a curated record. The annotation marks the transcript as partial. Gene Ontology annotation, biological process: protein targeting to membrane; peptidyl-L-cysteine S-palmitoylation. NCBI's taxonomy places the organism in Eukaryota, Evosea, Eumycetozoa, Acytosteliales, Acytosteliaceae.
AUAGUAAUAAUGGCAACAGCUCAGACAUUGGGAGGAACAUCACCAUUUCAAACUAUAACAGUGGCUCGUGAUUAUAGUGAUCGUAUAACAAAGUUUGAUAGGACAUUCCCUCAAGAGUUAAAUGGCAAGGUGACACAAAGCGAGUUUGAGCACACAGUAGACAAGAUCAAUGCAUGGCUCAAGCGAGCAGAGACAAUAGACAUACGCAAUGUAUGUGAAGAACUACUAGGUUGUCUCACAUUCUUCACAUCAUAUCUAUGGUAUCAAGACAAGUACUCUGUUAUAUCAAUGUUCCUUCAAGAACAGAAUGACACUGUAUAUUAUAAUAGAGGAGUAUCUUGGAUUAACCCUGUUAACAAUGGAUUCUUAAAGGUAUGUUGUUGUUGUCAGCUGACUCCGCCCAAAGUACACUCACUCACUAACUCACUUGUCUCGAACCAAACAACGAAUGAAUGA